Messenger RNA from Sungouiella intermedia, 735 nucleotides. NCBI's taxonomy places the organism in Eukaryota, Fungi, Ascomycota, Pichiomycetes, Serinales, Metschnikowiaceae. The record is from the annotation of a GenBank genome assembly.
AUGUCAGACGAAUUGGAUGACAACAAAGUUCUAGUGCUGUCGUGGGUGCUAAAAAAGUCCGUGAAAACACAUCAGUGGAAGAAGCGAUGGGCUGUCCUUCGGAACUGUCAAUUUUCUUACUACAAAAGCUCGUCAGAACAUAAACCCAGUGCUGUGAUCAACAAGACCAACUUACUCCUGUUUGCGGCCAUUCCAGGCGGCCAUGCCUAUCACUUUGCAAUUUACUGCAGCAAAAAGACCUAUCAUUUACGUGUGGAAUCACAGGAACUCUUUGAUAAGUGGAUUUCGGCAUUGACAAUCGUGAUUCAGCCAGAGCACCAGGAGGAUUCCGCUGACGAAGCCGCGGAUAUUUCACCGGAGAAUUCCGCAUAUUCGGCACCAAAUUUGCAAGAUCUUUCUACUGCUAAAGAGAGCAGAGAGUUCUUGGUGGAGGAGGGCCCCCUACUAGUCUACAAGAGCCUGUACAGUCAGUGGAAGAAGUAUUACGUGAUAGUCACAAACAAGAACCUAUACAUGUGCAAAUCCGAGGACAAAACACAACAACCGGAGAAGGUGAUCCCAAUGGAGAGGUUUUUGGAUGUGGUGGAAGUGGAUGCUACCAAGGGUAAGAAGUGGUGUCUCAUGCUCAUAGAAACCAAAACCACGCGGUAUUUGAGUGCUUCAACCGAGCAGAAUAUGACGGCAUUUCUCCUGGCGCUUAAGGCUGUGAUCAUGCAGCAAAGGGGACAGCAUUAG